Molecule: messenger RNA, 1630 nt
Organism: Amoebophrya sp. A120
Lineage: Eukaryota; Dinophyceae; Syndiniales; Amoebophryaceae
Source: the annotation of a GenBank genome assembly
CUUCUUCCUUUUUUCAUCAUCCCUGCUAGCUAACACAUAGUGUGAAAGUUGUAAUAAGCGCAUGCGCAAUUUUGGCAGCGUGCAUGUCCACGCUUUGUCCUCUUGCAAAAGUGCAAGUCGUCCACCUUUGUUCAACUUACACAUCCGAUGCUGCCAUCGAGAAUUCCAUGCCCUGGGUGCUUUCUGAGAGUAUUGUCACCGGUUUGAUUCCUGCAGUUGAUCUGCUCUUUCGGCGGUCGAAAACUACUUGGUUCGUUGUUUGAGAAGAUGACUUUGGCGAGCGAAAAACGAAAGGCUAAGGUCCAUUAACCAUCUCAGAGUAGCAUUCUCACGAUCCAAGCGAAAAAAAUGGCAGUGAAAAGUCGCACCGCCCUGACAAGAUUGGGCUUUCCGGGUCCUUCUGCUUCGAAAGGCACCACGUCGUUCUGGCCUUCCAAGGCGUUGGAGCCUUUCGCGACGGCAAAUAACGUCGUUCUACCCGCUUCGAGCACCCCGACCACCACUCGGAUUCCCGAUCGGAUCGCGACGCGGCACUACCAUAUCAAAUGUAAAAAUGUCUGGGUCUGGAAGAGUCCGAACUUGUGAUGCACAUUUCAGAACACAGGAAAAUCUCUCAUGCAUGGGUAGCAAAAGCUGCCCACUUUCUGUCACCAAAGUGGGGGAUUUGUCAUGCGGAUUCGGCAUUGCGGAAGCUUCUCGAAACCUGUAAUGCUAGAGCUUCCAUGCCAGACCUUCUGUGUCAUGCAAAAACAGCAUGACUCUUCCAGACCAGACCCAGACAUUUUUACAUUUGAUAUACCACCAUUGCCAGCAACUCCACACGUUGUUCACGAGGCCGUCUUUGCCUUCCGCCACCGCUAUCCAAAGUUUGACGCGCUCUACUUCCUCUUCCGGGCUGCUGCUUCGCGCAUCCUCACCUUACCCGGUUUUCUGUGCCUUCCAGACGUUGAGGCGCUCCAUUGUCACCGAUGUCGAAACCGCCAGUCGCGGCGGGAAAAACCGGCCGCUGGAAAGCUGGGAAGAGGUGGAAAAGCACCACCUGAAAAUUCCCACGCUGGACAACUACAAGCGGCCGAAAAACGCCCCGCUGCCGACGGAACUGACGAGAGCCGAUUACCAUCAGUUCAUGCGGGGAAAGCCGCGUCGGUGGCAGCAGCAAACGGUUUGUCCGGCGGUAGGCGCGGCGUUGAUCUGCUUCACGUUUUGCGAGAUGGCCUACGCCAUGUUCAAACUGAAACCGGACGACUUCGAUUGGAUCGAGGAGGAGAGAGCACGCGCCAGAGCCGCCCGAGAGCGGAUCGACCUCGAAUUGCGGAGGCGCGAAAAGGAAUCGAAGACUGAGGCAAAGAAGAUUCUGCAAGGCGGCGAAGAUGUCCCGGGAAUUACGGGGCCGGUCGCGCCAGCAUGAUCUGCGUGAGAACGACAGUAUGGAUCUUUACGAGACAAUCUGUACUAUACUUGCAGCCAUGGAAGCAGAAUGAGAGUUACAAGCAAGAACUUAGGUAUGCAGACUCAGAUUCUGCAUGUGCCGCGCCAAGAAUGCUGCAUAGAGCGCAUCGGUACUAUAGCUGCUCGUACGAUGGUCGCCCAGAGCUAUGGAGAAUAUCGGUCUCAGAUAAAUAGAUUCGAG